This is a messenger RNA of Cephus cinctus (wheat stem sawfly), 4914 nucleotides long. It is a transcript of the gene dan, whose product is annotated as protein distal antenna. Lineage: Eukaryota; Metazoa; Arthropoda; Insecta; Hymenoptera; Cephidae. Bases 1735 to 2976 code for a protein of 413 amino acids. Gene Ontology annotation, molecular function: DNA binding. The record is from RefSeq and is a predicted model, not a curated record. The transcript has a single exon.
CGAGUCCGCGGAAAGCCGGCGUCCACCGCCACAGUUGAGCGUCGCGAUUCGUCGCGAAAGCAUCGUGUUAAAGGGCAUACAGCUCUUAACCGUGUACACCGUUUUAACGUUUAACGUUCAACGUUCGUAGAGGAGGCGGCUAUCGCGAGCACCAUUAAGUGAAGUUCGUGCGGGAAUAGUAAAAGGUCGUGGAGAAGAUCGGGUGGCUUCGUGUUUGCACGAAUCGCGACAAAGUCGAAGCGAUUAGACGACGACGACUUUAGUCGAGGUCGAUCUACCGCGAAGGACGUACGCACGCGCUCGAGAUCUGUACGCGUUCUGAUAUUUGCACGUUUGACCAUCUGAAAAACAAGGAGAUCCGGAACGACGAGAAGAGAGAGAGAAGGAGAAGAAAGACACAGAGACAGAAAGAGGGAGCGACAGGUCACCUAGUGGAUAUUGACUCACGGAGGGAGAAAUAAUCACAGAAAACAGAGAGAGGUAGAAACAGUGAGAGAGAAAGGUGAGGUUUUUGGAUGUACCAGUGAACGGCUAGCGGUAACGAAUACGAGGAGCGAAGAGGAACACGACGAGGGCUAUAAUCGGACGAGCAAAACAAUCGCACGUCCUUCCUACGCGUCCACAGCGACAGUGUCACGAAAUUGGGUGAAGUGAAUCGACAGUGAGAAUCGAUCGUGACUGCCUUUCUAACGGUUGUUAUUCGAGGGUCUUGGAAGACAAUUGGGAAAAGCAAGUGAUCGGGAGACACUACCUACCGAAAGGGAAACUAUCGAAGGUUGUUGUGACUUAUUUCGAAAAAUUCGGUGCUGAAGCUUUUGCCACUGACGAUUGCUGUACGUUCGAAAUUGUCUACUUCGUUCGUGUUGUUGCUUGGCGAACGUGACGUUGAAGAAUACAGAUCGAGCCGCGAACGACGUUGUUAUUUAAAAGAGACAGUACGAGAGGAAGGAAGGAUCUAAGGAAAACAAAUAACGUGUGCCUCCUCGUGGUGUCGUAAUAAUAUUGUUUCCCGCGCGCACUGCGGAUUGGCUGCGGCUACGAAGGCAGAGCUGUUUUACGGGCGAGCGAGUGGGGGGAGUUGUUUCAUUCAUAAAAAAGUUCUUUAUUACUGUGAGCGCAUGUGCUAUUCAACGGCAGAACUCCUCCUUCACCUACCGUAACACGCGUUACACCGUAUUUACUACGAGGCGACGUGAAUUAUCAUCGCGCGUCUCCACGAGCAACAGAUCUCAACCAGCAAGUCGGACAUUUUAUACGAGCGAUCAAAUUAUACUCGGUUGCGCGUAUGUUCUCUCGCGAUUUCGAUUCUGUACGGAUAAAGUACGAAACCCAGAGAAACGUGUUUACUUCUCUUCGUCGAAUCUUAAGGAUCGUGCGAAUCAGGUUGGAAAUAUCUGAGCGUUACAUCGUCGUGUUUGCAAGAUAGUCGAACGAGUCAUCGUGAUCGACGCGACAUAGUGCUUCCCGAGUGUCUUUCACUCUCCGGUGAACGUUAAACGGGGAAAUCGUGAAGGCAUAAUUCUGGAAUUCCCGUGGUACAACGAACUGGCCUCCGCCGCCGCCGCAGCCGUCGUCGCCGCGGGGGACGUGAACCUCGUUCGCGAGACGGAAGGAUACUCGAUAAAGGCGGCAUAUCGAACCCCUUUCAAAAUAGAUCGAAAGGGGAGCGACGAUUCAGCCGAGGACGGGCUAAGGGAGGAUUUUCGCGAAGGCAGCAAGGACUAUAGAAGCAACAUGAGGGGCGAGUCUACGCGACCGGGAAAGCGGCCACUUAGGGCACUUUCUGCUUCAGAAAAGAUGGACGCUAUUCAGAGGGUUCACGAGGGUGAAAGUAAAGCAUCGGUGGCAAGAGAUAUCGGGGUGCCGGAGUCCACUUUGCGAGGAUGGUGUAAAUCUGAGCACAAGAUUCGGGGAAUGGCGCGAAAUUCCUCUACUCCAGAUAGCGAGGCACAUUCGCCGGCAUCCUCUUCCGGUACCAAUAUGGCCGCUGCUCUCGCUUCCGCCACGGCCAAUCUAUCUAGCGAGGACGAGGGACCUUCGACCAAGAAACUGAAGAUGGAUCAUCUAAGUGCAGGUUCAUCUUAUGGCGCCAGUGAUAACGUCGAGAACGAGGGCAAGCUCGAUGCCAAUGCCAAGAUUGAUUAUGUCAGUCUGAUGACCAGUAUGGCCGGCAUGAGACCUGAGAAUAGCUCGCUUUUGCUACAACAACUUGGAUUAUUGUCAGGAGCCACUGGUACCCUUGCGAAAAAUUUACUCAACGUACCGGUCAGUUUGGCGCACAGCAGCACAGUUGGUCUAGUCGAGAAUGGACUGCAGUAUACCAAGAGUAACAAAAGACAUAGUAUUUCUGCCAUUGCUCCAGCGCAAAUGGAUUCUGUAGCAAAGUCCUGCACGAGGAAGAGUCUGCCACCUGCUGCGGAGGCACCCUGCACUCCAGUGCCAGCCUCACCAAGGAAGACCAAUGAGAACAUGCAGCAUUUAGCCAAAGCGAAGAAGGACAAUGGCAGUAAUAGAAAAGUGGAUGAGGCACUCUGGCUAUGGUUGACACAGCAGCAACAACUUCUUGGACAACAAUCAGCAACGUUUAAUCCUAGUAAUCAACAGGAUGGUUCGUGGUUUUGGCAGUGGUACAAGCAGUGCAGCUUCCCUCUGGUUACACCUGCACCCAUGACACCUACACCAGUUACCAAGAAGUCACCUAGCAAGACCAGAGCUUUACUGGAUAAUGUCCUGUGCAAUAACAAUAAUGAAAAUGUCAAACGUAGUCUUAAUAUGGAUGACGAAGAGGCUGACUCUGGGGAUAUACCAGCAAGCACCGAAGAAGCUAUCGAGCAUGGAGAAAAGUUCUUUAAGUGGUUGGACAAAUGCUCGGACCCAGCAGUGACGCGUUUGCAAAUAAUGCAAUUCAAAUACCUCCUGGACAAUCUAAAGGCGUGUAGGAAGAAGUCUUCUAGUUUAAAGCAGAGCAGAAAGUAGGCAAGGUGCUGUGAUGCUAAAUAAUGAUUCGAGGCACAUCGAAAGGGGGCUCUAGGCAAUUUUGGACUAUAUUAGUCUGAGCUCUUUUUCUUUGAACGUUUUUGUCUAAUCUACUUUUUCGUUGGAUAAGAUAAUUAGCUGACCAGAGGGAUCACAAACUUUGAUGAGACUCGGCUUCUUAUGCACCAUAAGAAUUGGACCGAACUGUAGUUACCUUGAUAUAAGAUGGGCCGAAUCAAAAUAGGUCGUAUGGUUUUUAAACAUUGUACAUAAGAGGUUAUACCAAAUUCUUCAAACAGUUGUAAUUAAGAUUAAGUCACCGGUAGAGAUUUAUUAUAAUUCCAUUACUCGUUAGCGUAGAUACGUGUGCAGGGGCUUGAGAAGGAAGAGGCGUUCUUACAGGAAAGGUGUCUAGAAUUUAUGAAGCUGCUUCGCACCAUAGAAUUUAGUCAAGCCAGAGAGUGAGAUGGUGAGAAUUAGUAGUCGCAAAUCAGGACGCACAAUAACAGGGCGUCACUGAUCGGUUAUCCAGUUUGCAAUGGUACUCAUUAAUUUACAUAAUAUAACAAUACAAUAAAUUCUACAUGCCAUAAACUCUCAGAUUAUGUCAUUCCGCAAGGGAGAUUUUCCAAACGCGCUUCGUAAUUCAUUAUUCUUUUUCAAUUAACUAUCAAUUAUCAUUAAUCCCUUGUGGUUUAAUUCUACCAAACAAGAAUGCACCCCUGGACUCUACUACGAUUCGUAUGUAACACAAUCAUUCAGUAUUCAUUGAGCUCGUGUCUUUGUUUCAAGGACUUAUUAAUUAAACAAAAAGAAAGUAUUUAAAAACCGCAGUUAAUAACUACUUACCAUAACGAGUGCUUUCUUCGGAGGUUUGUAAACCACAAAGUCGCUCACAAACUUGGCGCAUCCCUGCCAUGUGUACAACUCCGGAUAUGGCAAUGUAGUUCGUCUUAUGGUAGUGGAGACGAAUUUCUGUCCAAAAGAUAAAGUUCACGUUACACUUUCCUCCGCCUACUUUGCUUCAACAAACGAAGCAAAAAAAAAUAUCAUAUCCCUCAUAUAAUUGAGUUACUUUCUUCCCUUUCAACUAAGUUAAAACCAAGCAGAUGCACAAAAAAGGUGUCGCAUCACCGAUCCUCCAAUACAUUUCAUCAAAUGUGAUGAUCGCCGUCUAUCAAUAAAAUUAUAAUUGUUAAAACAAAGGAAAUCAUGUAAAUUUACAACUUAUUUGUAUGCUAAUGACUUGCGCGUACUCGCAGGUACACGAUACAAAAAUAGGAAAGUGUAAGAGGGGAGAAACAUCUCUGCUUUCUGGCUCGAUGUGCCAAAACUUCUCGCUGAAUAUUUUCCUUGGCUAAUCGAUCGCACAUGAAAAUAACCCUAGGGUACUUUCGUGUUAGCGCUACACUACAAUUUCGUAAUAGUACUAUGUUCGGACGGCUAUGGCUACUGCAAGAACAACCUACUGUCAUUAAGUUUAACAAGUACUCAGUGUAGUGAAACGCACGAGGAACUCGAAAAAGAUGCGCUCUCGUGGCGUUCCGAGAAACGUGGUUAAAGUAUAUUUGUGAGAAAAGAAUGAAUGGAAAUGCAAACCAAAGGGAUAGAAAAGCUGCCGACAGGACAGCCUGUAAAUAAGACUGUGACUGUGCACUUAAAACUCCAAGUGCAUACCGUGUAUUAUAGUACGUCUAAGGCAUGUACGAAUAAAUGUAUAGCGAAGUUUAUUUUUAUUAUUUAGAAGCAUAGAGGAGGACAAAAUUGAAUGUACUAGAGAAGGAAAAAAAGGAUUCCUAUCGCAGGGUUAUAUAUUUCCAUUAGUUAAAUUAAAAAUUAUCUACCUAUAGACCUAUUCGAGAAGACAUUCCUUGUUACCUUUACAUACCUAACGAUUCGCAAAUUUUAAUAAUAAUAUCGAUUAUUUUAUUUAUGUUU